AGGAAAUUUCAUGGAAAACUGACACAACAGGCUGCUUUAUGUCAAGUAAAAAAAAAACUACCUAGUAUGAUGGGAUAUGACACAACGCCCUUCAAGGAGAUGGGGAUAUCAAAAUAUUUUCCAGGAAGAAAUAUUUAUGAGAAAUAUAAUUACAGUCGAUGUGCAGUUGUAUUAAGUUCGUUUUAUAUGAAUGAAACAGGAUUUGGUGAUGAAAUAGAUUCUCAUGAGGCAGUUUUGCGACUAAACGAUGCCCCAACAGUGGGAUAUGAGAAAUCAGUUGGUAGGAAAACCACAAUUCGUCUUCUAAAUAGCAAAUGCUUCAAUGACAGUACAUUUAUUAAUGACAUAGAGGCUAUGUUUGUGAACACCACACUGGUCACAUGGAAAAGUGGACCAUAUAAUGGUAAUUUGUAUAAGUGGUACCAACGAGAAUCAGUUAAAGAACUGUUAGCCAAGUACAUAAGAUGGAGAAUGGUUCAGCCAUCACAGGAUUUCUAUGUUAUUAAUCCAACAUCUCUCUGGGACAUAUGGGACGAUAUUAUGUACUUCAAUAAAGGAAAACCAAUCAAAAAGAUUGUACCAUCAUCAGGAUUCACAGGAUUGCUUAUGAUGCUGGGUUUAUGUGACAAAGUUGACGUGUAUGGAUUUGGAAUUAAUGAUGUAUCAAGUUGUCAUUAUUACGAUAAGCCAGGAUGCAACAGUGCAAGCAAGCGAUGGCAUCCACUCCAAGAGAAAGCAAUAAUGGCUGCAAUGCAUGAUGGACCUAUAAGUGACCUAGACAAACACGUUGUUACUGUCAAUGGCUUCAAACAUAUAAACUGUAACGGUACAUGAUUGGAAUCUCUGACUGCAACCAAGGGGGCUAGGUGACAUAAUACAGAAAGGACACAGAAAAGGUGUCUGGAAAAACAAUGGAGGUAGUUUAAUAAUGACAUUACCACUAGUACUAUGGUCCAGCUAAAUUUGAAAACCAAAGCUAACCCCCCCCC
Messenger RNA from Saccoglossus kowalevskii, 989 nucleotides. Its product is annotated as beta-galactoside alpha-2,6-sialyltransferase 2-like. The record is from RefSeq and is a predicted model, not a curated record. NCBI's taxonomy places the organism in Eukaryota, Metazoa, Hemichordata, Enteropneusta, Harrimaniidae.